CCGCAAGUAAACACAAAACACUGGAGGAAAACGCUCGUGUCAGUCGCCAUAGUGCGCUCGGUGCGGGGGGAAGAAGUGCUGCGGGAGUGAGCGUUGCCCGUGUGUGUGUGUGUGUGUGUGUGUGUGUGGUUUUUUUUUCCCGAGCGAGCUCGCGAGCCGCGGGCGCCAGCUGACUUUGCGCCGGAGCGAUGCAGGGAGAGGCGGAAGUGAAGUCACUUGACAGACCGUCCAUGUUACUAUUGUUAUUUUGGUAGCCCUGUGAUGAGACGCGCUGGGGAGCCGUUGGUCUCCGAGACGACGACGACCGCUAACGCCGCCGCAGGCCGGCCCCGGACCGACACCACCCUCGGCACCGACGCCGCCACCCCGCCGACCCGGAGACAGGAGCCUCGGCUGACGGCUGACGGCUGGGGGGCGGGCGGAGGGAUGAGGAGGAGGAGGGUGUGAGGACCCAGCUCCAGCUCGGCUCCGGUUCACUCCGAACGACCAGAAAUUACAACGGCGACAAAAACAAUAACGGCGUCCGUCCAAACGGCUCCGGGCUGUUGUCGUGUCGCAGGGACGUGCCGCCGCAGACAUGAACGGCAUCACCAAGGGCCGGUUCGAGGUGUUCUCAAACAGCGAUGAAGCCCCCAUUAACAAGAAGCUCCCUAAAGAGCUUCUUCUUAGAAUAUUCUCCUAUUUAGACGUGGUUACGCUCUGUAGGUGUGCCCAAGUGUCCAAGGCGUGGAAUGUCCUGGCCCUCGAUGGCAGCAACUGGCAGAAGAUCGACUUGUUCAACUUCCAGACGGACAUAGAGGGGCGGGUGGUGGAGAACAUUUCGAAGCGUUGCGGUGGCUUCCUGAGGCAGCUGAGCCUCAGGGGCUGUCUGAGUGUGGGAGAUGCCUCCAUGAAGACGUUUGCCCAGAACUGCAGGAACAUUGAAGUGUUGAACUUGAACGGCUGCACCAAGAUCACAGACAGCACCUGCCUCAGCCUCAGCAAGUUUUGCUCCAAACUCAAACAGCUCGAUCUCACCUCCUGUGUGUCCAUCAGCAACCACUCCCUCAAGGCUCUCAGUGACGGCUGCAGAAUGCUGGAGAUGUUGAACCUGUCGUGGUGCGACCAGAUCACACGUGACGGCAUUGAAGCCCUCGCUCGAGGCUGCAUCGCCUUACGAGGACUGUUCCUCAGAGGCUGCACACAGCUGGAAGAUGGAGCAUUGAAACACCUUCAGAAACACUGCCCCGAACUCAUGUCUAUCAAUAUGCAGUCUUGCACGCAAAUUACAGACGAUGGCCUGGUCAGUCUGUGUCGAGGAUGCCACAAGCUCCAGAUUCUGUGUGUGUCUGGCUGCAGUAACAUCACGGAUGCCUCCCUCACAGCGCUGGGACUCAACUGUCCCCAACUUAAGAUUCUUGAAGCUGCACGAUGCUCACAUGUCACGGACGCUGGGUUCACUGUGCUGGCCAGGAAUUGUCACGAGCUUGAAAAAAUGGACUUAGAAGAAUGUAUUUUGGUGACAGAUAACACCCUGGUUCAGCUGUCUAUCCACUGUCCUCGCCUGCAAGCACUGUCCCUUUCCCACUGCGAACUGAUCACAGACGAUGGCAUCAGAGCUCUGAGCAGCAGUACCUGUGGCCAAGAGCGCCUCACGGUGGUGGAGCUCGACAACUGCCCCCUCAUCACUGACGUUACCCUGGAGCACCUGAAGAGCUGCCACCGUCUGGAGCGCAUCGAGCUCUACGACUGUCAGCAAGUCACCAGGGCUGGCAUCAAACGCAUCCGGGCCCACCUUCCAGAGAUCAAGGUCCACGCCUACUUUGCUCCAGUGACUCCCCCUCCCUCUGUACAUGGAGGUGGCCAGCGUCUGUGCCGCUGUUGCAUCAUCCUCUGACAGUGGAGGGCCAGGGGGGGCCACCUCUGUCUACAGGUCCUGCUGCUCUGAUAUGGGCUGAAAUGGGGUUUGGUGGGUGGGGGGACUGGGAUAGGUGUAGGGGAGAGGAGGGGCUGGACCCACUCACUGCUCCUGAUCACUGAUCAAUACGUACACUUAUCACCACUGAUCCCUGAUCAGUUGAACCCACCCCUCCUCUCUCCUCUUGCUCACCAAUCAGCUUUGCAGCAGCCCCAGGUUUUGGGGUGAAGGGGGUCGGGGGAAGGAACGUAGAUGGAUGGACUCUCUCUUUUUUCUCUCUUUCUCUCUCUCUCUCACACUGUCUCGCUGUCAGGACAAAAACAGGUUCUCCUCUCCAUCCUGCUUCUCACACCCGGGACUCCUCGGCUGUGGGUGUAGAGGACGUCAUCGGGGCAGCUGGAGAUGGAGGGUCUGAGCAGUGGAACAACAAUGCAUCAUGUUCAAACUUUAAAAAACAAACAAAAAGACGAUAAUGUCAUCUUGGAAAACAGUUCGCUCUCCGUGGAUUAUCCUCUCAACCAAUCACAUGACACCUCUAUGUGACCAUUCUGUGAUUCAUUCUGCUUUGACCAAUACACACGAAGCAUGGAGGUAGAGCAGAGCUGGGUCAUAGGAAAUGCAGAUCCUCUGGAUAUUAACAGCGAUGCUUUGGCACAGCCAGCUCAGCUCUCCAGUGUGGAAGAGUUGGGAAGUACAGGAUGGGACAUAUGACCUAUUUGCGCAUCUGAGAAACUCCUGUUGACAUUUUGAUUCUGUUUGUACAGAGAAUGUUUUGCAAUGGAAAAAAAAGAAUUACACUUAUGGCAACUCGCUCAAAAUUGGGGUAGGCCAACAAAAUACUGUUUAAUUUCUUUUCAGUGCUUAUUGUAAUUGUCCAUGCCUCUAAGUCCAGAGAGGGAGAUAUGUUUGUUAUUCUUUUUGAAGGGGAAAAGAAGAAACUGGACCUAUGAUUCAGACCUUCAGCAACUAAAAGCAUUAUGUAAACUCUGUGUGCUAUUGGGAUGAGUGGCCCCCACUGUGUACUGCGUGGUUAUGUUGGCUCAUAGGCCCUGAUCCGUUCCUGUCAGUACCCCUGUGCACAAGCUCCUACUUGACCACUUAAGCAUUUGUUUACACCCUAGAUUAGGUUAACCCCAGAGAGAAACUUGUUUACAUCGGGAGGUUUCCGUUCCCCCUGCAGUUUAAAGUAAGUUCAGCAACACUGAUACAGCUGUGAUAAACCCACAGUUUUUAAGUGGAGUAUGAAGUUUGUUAUUCAAAUUUACUGCUGUGCAUAUUUGGAUUUCAAUCAGGGCUAAUAUUGGUGCAACUUUGCUUCAAAAUGAAAUGGAAAUUUGCUUUAAAUUGAGAUUAAAGACAUUAGAACAUUAACAAAGGCACCUCACUGUUAUGACAAUCACAUGAAUUUAUGUAUUUGAAUGUUAAUUUUGUGUAGUUUGGUAUAAUUGGCAGGUUACCGCCGUUGUAAGAAAUAAUGAACUGACUAAAUUUAGCAUACUUCACUUGCUAAAUGCUCCAAACAGCACGAGGAAAUGUUUAGAAGAGGCAUUCGACACAGGUCUGGUGAGAACUCAAUUCCCACUCAUCUACAAAAUGUCUGACAACAGGAAUAUGAUAUGCAGUGAAGGCAAAGCCCCAGAACCAAUAGAUUAUUGGAAUCUAUACAGUCAAUCCCUCAGAUCAGCAGGAUCUAAAUAUGAUCUGUUUUUCCCUGGCAAAGUUACUAAUGUGUGCGGCAUGGAAUACCACCACUCAAAACACUGAAAAUGCAACAAAAAUAGAUGCAGCUUGCAAUAUUGUGCUAAAAUAACCUGGCAAGUGCAAAACAACAUGGGGAGAUUGGCAGGACUAUGGAUGGGACUGAAACAAAGGAGAGCAGACAGAAAGAUAAAGAUGGACAUAGCAGGCUGUGACACUAAUGCCCUCUCUUCGACAGUUGCUUUAACAGUUUUAUGUUUAUGAAAAUAAAGAAGUAAAUGGAAAAAAAUAAAAUAAAUGAAUAAAUAAAAGUGACUAAUAGUAAAUGUG
Molecule: messenger RNA, 3925 nt
Organism: Scophthalmus maximus (turbot)
Lineage: Eukaryota; Metazoa; Chordata; Actinopteri; Pleuronectiformes; Scophthalmidae
Gene: fbxl2
Product: F-box and leucine-rich repeat protein 2
Exons: 14
Coding region: 578-1876 (432 amino acids)
Biological process (GO): SCF-dependent proteasomal ubiquitin-dependent protein catabolic process
Cellular component (GO): SCF ubiquitin ligase complex
Molecular function (GO): protein binding
Source: RefSeq, a predicted model, not a curated record